CCCCGGCUCGCGCGAGCUGGGUGUUUCCUGCCUCUCAGUCCGGGUUUGGAGACUCCGGCGUCCUCCGACUUUUCAUGGAAGAGAUGUCAGGAGAAAGUGUGGUGAGCUCAGCGGUGCCAGCGGCUGCUACCCGCACCACUUCCUUCAAGGGCACGAGCCCCAGCUCCAAGUACGUGAAGCUGAAUGUGGGCGGGGCCCUCUACUACACCACCAUGCAGACGCUGACCAAGCAGGACACCAUGCUGAAAGCCAUGUUCAGCGGGCGCAUGGAAGUGCUCACUGACAGCGAAGGCUGGAUCCUUAUUGACCGGUGUGGGAAACACUUCGGUACAAUACUCAACUACCUCCGUGACGGGGCGGUACCCUUGCCCGAGAGCCGCCGGGAGAUUGAGGAGCUGCUGGCAGAAGCCAAGUACUACCUGGUCCAGGGCCUGGUGGAAGAAUGCCAGGCAGCCUUACAACAGAACAAAGACACUUACGAGCCUUUCUGCAAAGUUCCUGUCAUCACCUCAUCCAAGGAAGAGCAGAAACUUAUAGCGACUUCAAAUAAGCCAGCCGUGAAGCUGCUCUACAACAGAAGUAACAACAAAUACUCGUAUACCAGCAAUUCUGACGACAAUAUGUUGAAAAACAUUGAGCUCUUUGAUAAGCUGUCUCUGCGCUUUAACGGAAGGGUCCUGUUCAUAAAGGACGUCAUUGGGGACGAAAUCUGCUGCUGGUCCUUUUACGGUCAGGGCCGCAAGAUUGCUGAGGUCUGCUGCACCUCCAUCGUCUAUGCCACUGAGAAGAAACAGACCAAGGUGGAGUUCCCAGAGGCCCGGAUUUAUGAGGAGACUCUCAAUAUUUUGUUGUACGAGGCCCAGGAUGGCCGAGGACCUGACAACGCACUCCUGGAGGCCACAGGCGGGGCAGCUGGCCGCUCCCAUCACCUGGAUGAAGAUGAGGAGCGAGAGCGGGAGCGGAUCGAGCGCGUGCGGCGGAUCCACAUCAAGCGUCCAGACGACCGGGCCCACCUCCACCAGUGAGCAAGCAGGCGAGCUGCCCUCCUCCCCUCUCCCCUGCUCUUCACUCCGAUGCCUGCAGCCUCCUGGGCACCUUCCACUUCCCCUGGAGUCUGGAGAUACUUUUUUGUAACAAGCCAGAUGAUUAUUUUGGUAUUUCUCAACCAGGUGACUGUCUUUCCCCAGGUGAAUACACCCCUGUUCUUGAGCAAGCUGUGUCCCAAGGUCUCCCCGUUCCGUGGGGAUCUGAGAAUCCUUGGAGCCAGGCUUUCUUGGUUCUCGGAGAAAAGUAUGAAUGGGUAUGAAGUAGACGUGAGAAAUUUUGUUUGCAGUAUUUAUUUUGAUGGGUGCUGACUACCUAUUCGGCCUUUGCGGGGGGCAUUCCUUCGGGGUUCCAUCUGACUGCUGCAACAGGGAUCCUGCAGUUGGCGGCCACCAGAGGUUUCCCUGAGCUCGUUUCAUAAUCCUCCAGCCCUGCAUGCUGGCUGCGUUCCUGCGCGUCAGACCGGGCCAUCUCCGGGGCUUUGCCGGAAGUCCGUUCGGCCCCAGGAUCUUGCCCCUCUGGCUUGUUGGUAGAUGCAUGCAGUUUGUGGCACCGAAAAUAGGACCGAUGAGCUUCGUGCCUGUGACUGGUCGAGCAUAGCUCUGGAGGCCCGGCUGUACUGGAGGGGCAGGCCUGUUGGGACCCCGCGUACCUGGCUAAGGGCAGAGCCGGCCCUGGCAGGGAGUGCACCUUUCCCGGCUCCUUCCUCACCUCCUGCCCCUUACACUUGCACAACCCCCCCCCCCCCCCCCCCCCCCCCCCCCCCCCCGGCCAUUGACCAACUCCUGGUUAUGAGCGGAGCUCACACACCGCCCAGUGCUCCAUUCUUUCUUCCUCAGCCUUCUUCCCUGUUAAGCUGGGCUUCCUGUCUCAAGUAGAAGCCCUGCCCUUUGCUUAGAAAGUGGACGUGGCCCGGCCUCUGUCCCCCAGCCUGGCAUCCAGGCAGGAAGCCCAUUCACACCAGCAGUCUCGGGGCAGCUCGCUUGCUGUAGACGUAGCCAUCAUCCCGAGACCGCCUUUGUGUCUUUGCCUCUGGUUUUUACACAGUAUGGAGUGGCCACAGCGAGCCAAGUUAGAGGAUGUGCAGCUCCUUUGGGGUCCAGCUAAGUGUUUGUGUUCGUGUUUAAGGGACGUGUGCGACUGUAGAUGGGGAUGUGUGCUUGUGGGGCGCAGGGGGGCCCGCGCUGGAGCCCAGCUGUCCGCACGGUGCUCGUGUAGGACGGACGUUCUCGGUUAUCUACCUCCCAGUCUCCUCUGCGCCUGGGAAGGGACAGCAGUGAGUGGUGACUGAUGUGGCUGGUCGCGACUAGACUAGGUAGAGUAGUUACAAGGAGAUGUGAACGUGCGUAAGGUAAUGGAUGGCAUUUGUCUGCUCUUCAAGGGAAGUUACUGUUUUAUACCAAAGGUAUUGAGGUGGGCAGCCUUUGACAGUGUAUUCCAAAAAACGAGUUUAUAUUUUGAAACCAUUUUUACAGCUUAGGCUUUUGUACAUACUGCCCUUCUUGGGACAGUUGUAUGCCUUUAUUUUGUAUCCAGCAGGAAAGCCUAUAAUAAAACUUAAAAACAAUCUUGACUGAACCUAAAAAAAUCAUGUAUGGGGGUCGAUGCCUUUUAAACUGUUUUGUGGGGAACUUUCUAUAUUAGGCCAUUCGGGUUUUAUUAAGUGCUAAGGAAAGGGGGGUUUAAAUACUGUUUGGUAAAUAUUUUAUAUACCGUUUUAGUUUUAAACGCCAACCCUGACGUUUGGGUUGAACUUUUUUAGAAAGUUAAAGUGAAUGUCCGUUGUGAUGUUUUCUGUAGGAAUGGAAAAGCCAUCAUAUGAAUUGUUUUUUAAAUCUUUCUGUUGAGAGUAAGUUUGUGGAACAAUCGGAGUUGUUCGGGCUUCUACACCGUAUGAGCUAAUGUUUCUGGCAGUCUUCACACUUGUAGUUUUGAGUCUUUGCUUUCCUGGGAUCUGAACAGGUUCCUGAAAUAUUCCGUGGUGAAUGACGCGCCGUUAGUCGCACAGCCAGGAGAUGACAGCAAGUGUUGGCUGGUCCAAGCUGUGGUAGUAGAUGUAUUCCACAAGGAACUGAUUCUUAUGCUAGCCUGAAGGGCAAACAAAGGUCCAUAUUUAUACUUAAGAACCAUCUAAGUAAAACACUGGCUUAAGAUUUGGUAAAGAGUGAAGUUUUAUUACAUUGUAAGAGCUUACAGUUGAAGUAAAACAGCUUUUUGAAAGAAGUCCUCCUCCUGUGCCCAAGACAAUCCUGGAGUAACCUCUUCUGUUGCCCCCUCCACCCCCACGGUAGGUAGCAGACGAGCAGCCUGGCCGAGGUGCAGGGACAGCCCGCGCUCCGCGUAGGUGGGCUCACCUGUACCUCCCAGCAGCUGCUCGGGACCCACGUGUCAGCAACACUCAGCCCUCCUCCACAGUGUGUGCUCCACCCAGCGUGCCUGUGGCACACCUGUGUCACUAACCUACCUUUUUGUGCUAUGAAGAAAAUGCUAUAAACGUUAGAAGUAGUCACUGUAUGUUGUACAAGCAUUUGUGGACGUGUAAAAUAAAAGUUACGUGAUGCCUCUGUUUAA
Callorhinus ursinus (northern fur seal) is the source of this 3615-nucleotide messenger RNA. It is a transcript of the gene KCTD10, whose product is annotated as potassium channel tetramerization domain containing 10. Gene Ontology annotation, cellular component: Cul3-RING ubiquitin ligase complex. Gene Ontology annotation, biological process: protein ubiquitination; protein homooligomerization; proteasome-mediated ubiquitin-dependent protein catabolic process. NCBI's taxonomy places the organism in Eukaryota, Metazoa, Chordata, Mammalia, Carnivora, Otariidae. Gene Ontology annotation, molecular function: protein binding; ubiquitin-protein transferase activity. The record is from RefSeq and is a predicted model, not a curated record.